AUGGAGCUCCCGCGCCGGCGGCCGGAGCCGGCGGCGAUCGACAUCACCUGGGUGUCGUGCCGCGGCGUGAGGUCGUCGCUCCCGUUCCACACGCCCUGCCUUUACGCGUCCAUCUUCGUCACCCCGUCGUCCGCCAGGGGCGUCCACGGCCCCCGCCGGCCACACCGCGUCAAGACGCCCACGGACCGCGCCGGCGGCGUGAACCCCGAGUGGGACGCGCCCCUGCGGCUCUACCUCCCUGAGGCCUCGCCGUCGCCAUUGCCGGCGGAGGUGGAGGCGGCGGGAAAGAGCAGCAACAAGGACACUGGCGACGGCGACGACGACGACGACGACGUCCUUCUGCUGCGGUUCGAGCUCAAGGCGGAGGUGGCCGUCCUCGGGGACAAGCUGGCCGCGUCCGCCGCGGUGCCGGUCCGCGACCUCGUCGCCGACGGGCGGACGCGCCGCGUGUCGUACCAGCUCGCGGGCCCCGACGUCAGGCAGCCCAACGGCGUCAUCUCCUUCUCCUACGCCUUCCACGACAGGAACGGCGGCGGCGACGGCCACAGCAGCGACGGCGAGCUCGCCGUCACGCCGCUCUACCCGACGGCGUCGUCCACCAGUCCCGUCGCGCACCCACGACCGCCCACGACCGCGGCGCCGCGGCUGUACCCGGCGAUAGAGUGGCCACUGGCAGAUCAAACUUUACCAAUGAUUUACCCACCGCCGGUGUCAGCAGAAGCCGUCGCGCGGUACUACCCUCCUCCACCGUCCACGACUCCGGUGGAGCCGGUUGCGGUCUACCCGCCGCCGCCGUUGGCAGGGUCGUCGGCCGCCUGCAGCGUGUACCCGCCAGUUGUGGACGCGGUGCCGGCCAGCGGUAUGUAUCCGACGGUGGACCUUGCUCCGGUGAGCUGCUACCCGCCGGCGGCGCCGGCACUGUACGGCGUGGGAUGCGGGUACGCGGCUGCGCCGGGAUGGGAUGAUCGGUGCCUGUACGGCUGA
Messenger RNA from Panicum virgatum (switchgrass), 984 nucleotides. RefSeq names its product ABI gene family member 3-like. The coding region runs from base 1 to 984 and encodes 327 amino acids. The transcript has a single exon. Lineage: Eukaryota; Viridiplantae; Streptophyta; Magnoliopsida; Poales; Poaceae. The record is from RefSeq and is a predicted model, not a curated record.